ACUAUAUAAGAAGGUUAAGCCCAACUCUUGCUCGCAGUGCAAAGGGAGCUGACCCGGUGUUUCCCGAAUAUGGCGCGCAUCUUUCUUUUCGCCUUAUUGGGGCAAUUGUGCUUCCUCCCCUACCUGGAUGCUAUCACAAGUCCUCCCAAGGUUCAAGUUUAUUCCCGUUACCCAAAAGACAGUGGCAAAAGUAACUACUUGAACUGCUAUGUGUCGGGAUUCCACCCACCCCAGAUCACUAUCGAGCUGUUAAAAGAUGGAAAACCAAUGGAAAAAAUUGAACUGUCCGACCUGUCCUUCAGCAACGACUGGACUUUCAAUCGCCUUGCCACUGCCCCUUUUGAUCCAAACACCAAAAGUGAAUAUAUCUGUAAAGUGACCCAUUCAACCCUCAAAGACCCUAAAGUGGUUAAAUGGGACCCAGAUAACUAACCUGCAUUAUGAUGGGCUUCAAGAAAUCUGUCCCGAAAUGGAAGGCUUUUAAAUAUCCCAGUGUUUUACUGAAAUUACAUUUAAAUGGGACUUAACUUUAAUAAUUAUCUUUUGAAUAGCUAAAUAUAAUGGCAUGGAUAUGGAAAUGCUAACAAGUAUGCCUACUUUUCCUUAAAGUUUAACUUUGUUUACUUUCCAUGUAUGUAUUAUUCAAUAUCUAGGCAUUUAGAUUUCAUAAGGAGUGUACAACUUUGAGAGAGGGGAGAAAUGAAUCCUGGGAUUCUAUAUUUGUUCCCUUUGUCAAUUCUGAAUGCUUCACUUCUUCAUGCAGAAUGAUUAAUUGGCUACAUUAUAUUCUAUAAACAUCCGAAAAUAGAUGAUAAACUCAUUGAUGCUCAGAAUCUCAACCUCUGGACUGCUUCUUCUAUGUUUAGAAUUUUAUAGGAUAAUUUGAAUAUAAUAUCUGUAUCAUUGGGGGUUUUUAAACCAAUAAUUGAUAGUACACCACCUUUACUCCUAGUGUAUCUGCCAUAUCCCAACUCAAUCAAUAAGUGAACAAGCAUUUAGUAAGGACCUGAGGUCUAAAAUGGCCAGAACACUCAGUAUAUGAACAUCCUUCUAGGGGUCCUGAACCCUGCCUUUUUACAAAAACCAGUAAGAAAAAGCAUACCGGCGGGAGUUUUGUAUUAAUUGUUAAUAACACCUAAAAAGGAAACCCCCUUCAAAAUUUGUUUACCUAAAUUUUGCUGUUGAUGAGCAUGUUUUACUGAAUAAAGUAAUGAUAAAA
Molecule: messenger RNA, 1219 nt
Organism: Dromiciops gliroides (monito del monte)
Lineage: Eukaryota; Metazoa; Chordata; Mammalia; Microbiotheria; Microbiotheriidae
Gene: B2M
Product: beta-2-microglobulin
Exons: 4
Coding region: 70-432 (120 amino acids)
Biological process (GO): immunoglobulin production involved in immunoglobulin-mediated immune response; antigen processing and presentation of exogenous peptide antigen via MHC class II; positive regulation of T cell activation
Cellular component (GO): MHC class II protein complex
Molecular function (GO): MHC class II protein complex binding
Source: RefSeq, a predicted model, not a curated record